CGCCAACGUCUACAUUGGUUUGUCAUUAUAUAUUGAAGGGCAAAGAAUGUUGGUGUUUGGUGUAGACAAAACUAUAUAUGUGUACAAGAGACAAAGCAGAUGGAGUAAUAAAGCAAGUUGCAGUGAUGCAAUCGUCGUCGACCCUACUGUUAAUCAAAGCAUUGUUGUUUGUGGUUGGCUUAGCUCAAGUCCAUGUGUCCCUAGGCCAAACUUCUCCCGUAGAUUUCCUGAAACUCCAGAAUACUGCCCGUGCAAAAGUCGGGGUCGACCCCCUGAGAUGGGAUCCCAAGUUAGAAGAAUACGCUCAGAAUUACGCGAUGCAGGUAUCAAGAAACUGUAAAGUGGUUUAUUCUGAUGGACCCUAUGGGGAGAACAUCUACUGUGCUAAAGGUCUUGCCAACGUAAAUGCUGCAACUGCCGUGAAAGCUUGGGAAGACGAGAAAAAAUACUACGAUUAUGACAGCAAUUCUUGCAUUGGUGGACACGAAUGCAGGCAUUUCGUCCAGCUUGUGUUUUGAUACCGAGCGCGUAGGUUGUGCUCGAUCAACGUGCCCAGACGAAAGUGUUUUUAUAAUCUGUAACUACGAACCUCCGUUCAAUGAUCUUACGAACCCUUACUAGGCUUCGCCAGGCCCAGGGUUGGAUUUGAAUCGACCCUUUAAUUAACUGAAUUGGGUUCUGUGGGAGUGUGGGUUCUGAAUUCAACCAUUUCCUGAUAACACCCAGCAUUCA
This is a messenger RNA of Nelumbo nucifera (sacred lotus), 732 nucleotides long. RefSeq names its product basic form of pathogenesis-related protein 1-like. NCBI's taxonomy places the organism in Eukaryota, Viridiplantae, Streptophyta, Magnoliopsida, Proteales, Nelumbonaceae. The record is from RefSeq and is a predicted model, not a curated record.